Molecule: messenger RNA, 592 nt
Organism: Chondrus crispus (carragheen)
Lineage: Eukaryota; Rhodophyta; Florideophyceae; Gigartinales; Gigartinaceae
Exons: 2
Coding region: 1-573 (190 amino acids)
Biological process (GO): tRNA-type intron splice site recognition and cleavage; tRNA splicing, via endonucleolytic cleavage and ligation
Molecular function (GO): nucleic acid binding; tRNA-intron lyase activity
Source: RefSeq, a predicted model, not a curated record
AUGCAUGGCUUCCGCUCCGCCCUCUACGCCAUAGUGCCUGCGGUAGGACCGCCACCCCCUCUCCCUGCACUUCCAGCUGCAGAGCCGGCAACAGAGCCAAGCCAGGAGGAGCAGCAAGCCCGAGCAAAUGAGCAAUCUCGAAACGACGCUUUGAAAGCCCGUUUGAAGCAACAAGCCCGCGCGACGACACUCGUGGUCACUUCUACCGAGGCGCGGCCAGACGAAUUAAGUAGCUACAUCGCAAAAGAAGUCAAGUUACCUCAACCCGUGGGUGUGCCGCCGGAACGGUUAGCAGAUCGCGUCGCGGUGUUUGCUGACCUGCACGGCAAGGGCUACUAUCUCAGCUGUGGGGCAAAGUUUGGUGCCGACUUUUUGGCGUAUGCCGGAGAUCCACAACUCUUUCAUGCUGCCCUAGCAGUCGUGGUUGCCGCAUCGGAUGAAGACAUUUCGCCUUUGGAUGUGGUGGCGUUGGGCAGGCUCGGGGAUUCCACCAAGAAGCGCACUGUCCUUGCGUUUCGGGAUGAGGGCGCUGUGCAGUAUAUCGGUGUGCAAUGGGAGGAGACUCUUCCGUAAAGUAUUGUUAUUCUGUUGA